Hevea brasiliensis (rubber tree) is the source of this 866-nucleotide messenger RNA. Its product is annotated as RNA-binding protein involved in heterochromatin assembly dri1. The coding region runs from base 228 to 623 and encodes 131 amino acids. Gene Ontology annotation, cellular component: cytoplasm. The record is from RefSeq and is a predicted model, not a curated record. The transcript is spliced from 4 exons. Gene Ontology annotation, molecular function: mRNA binding. Lineage: Eukaryota; Viridiplantae; Streptophyta; Magnoliopsida; Malpighiales; Euphorbiaceae.
UGGUCCAACUCAUGGAGUAGUGCAGCCUGUGCAGGGUCUGGUAACAAGUAUAUAAAGGCCUUCCAACCCAAACACCAGAGUCACCAGCUGCAUUGGCAAUCUCUUCUGCAACUGCUGUAGACACUACUAUUUUUUUUCUUCUACAGCUACUGUAAACAUCAGUAGUGUACUACGUACAAAUUCUCCAAGCUUUCAAUUUCCCCACAGCAGGGUUAAUAAUUAGGAAAAUGAGCUGGGCAGGAGGAGACUGGAUGUGCCCUGCAUGCCAACACAUAAAUUUCAAGAAAAGGGAAGCCUGCCAACAUUGCAGUUAUCCCAAGUAUGGUGGCCCUGAUCCAACCACAUUCACAUACAGGCGGCCAGGGGACUGGUAUUGCACAGCCAUGAACUGUGGAUCCCACAAUUAUGCAAGCAGGUCAAGCUGCUACAGAUGUGGUGCAAUGAAGAAUGAUUAUGGUAGUGGGUAUGGAGGAGAUAGCAUGUACGGAUCAGAUGGCAGUGCUCCGCCUGGAUGGAAAACUGGUGACUGGAUUUGUAGUAGAAUGGGAUGUGGAGAGCAUAAUUAUGCUAGCAGGACAGAAUGCUACAAAUGCAAAACACCCAGGGAUUACGGUGGAGUUUAACCAACAAAAAAGCAAUUACAAAGUCCAGCUUUCUUGCCUUUUGUUUGCAGAAGCCUAAUAACGAGCUUUAGAUUGUUUUCAAGAGCAUAGCCAUGUAUUUGAAUUUGGAACGGUUUCUGGCUUUGUGUAUGAUUAUUGAUGUUCUUACAUGAAGCUUAUAGUAUCCCUUCUUCUUCUUCUUUCUUUUUGUUUGUUCUCUUCCAUAAUUGGAUAUGGUAAAUGCUUUCCCGGGAUCCAUCGAAA